AUGGCGGCGGAUCCGCGCCCGCCCCGCGCUCUGCGGGGACGCUCGGCCCGGGCUGCGGUGGGACCGGCGCUCGGGCCGCCGGAGCAGAGAUCCGGAUCGGGGGCUGCUCCCGGCGCUGCACGGCGUCCGAGGCGCUUAGGCGGGACCGGGAUCUGGGCCUGGGGAUUUGGGUCCCGGUCCUGCCGGUGCCUGCUGUGGGAGCCGGGCAGAGCCGCUUCUUCCUCGGCGGGCGGGUGUGGGUGGCAGGGCCGGAGGUGCGAGGCGGGAUCGGGGCUGAGGUCGGUCGCGGCAUCGCGCUGGGUAGGAAGAGCCGCUCUGGGACGGGCGCUGCCGCUCCGGCUGCGGCCGGCCCGGGGCUCGGGUCCCGCAGGGGAUCGGGUCCCGUUCUCGCUGUGGCCGCGGGGAGCCGGGGCUGUGCCGGUGCCGGGACCCCAUCGGCACCACCGCUCCCGCAGCGCCGCCUCCGGCCCCGCGGGAGGACACGGAGCCGCCCCGCAGCCCCCGCAGGAUGCCGAGCCCCCCCGCCCCGGUAGCCCCGUGGCCACCGCGCUCCCCUGCGAGCAGCAGCGCCUGCCUCCCCCUCCCCGUGUCCGCAUCCCUCGGGACCCCCGCCGAACGGGCGGGGUUGCAGCGCUGGGGCUGCUGCUCCCGCUCCGACUGUGCCCGGUGCGGGGCUGGAGGAGCCCGGAGCCCCCGCAGGGCAGAGACCACCUCCUGUCCUUGGCUCUGCAGGGCAGGAGCUGCCGUGCCCUGCCCGUGGCACGCAGUGUGCCAAACGCACGUCCCGGCACGGGCACUGGAGCACCAGACAGCGCGGGCACAGACACGGCUAAAGGGCUGCCUGUGGCUCCUCAGCCAGGGACUGCUCUGAACAGGCAUGCAGGGAUGCUUCAGCCCGGACAGACACCACCGACAGCCCAGAAGGACCCCAAGGAACGGCUGGCAUUACCUGGGAAUGGAGGCACGGCCGUUUGCAGAGGGGCUCUGACAGCAAUUCCUGUUUCUGACCUCCCUGAGCUCCCACACAGCUGCCAGAUACUAAAUCCCAAGCAAUAGGCCUCAGAGAUGCCUUAAAAUCAGAGGUUCGAGUGGGAUGACAUUUGGAAAUUUUCAGGGAGCCAGCUGGAAGUGCAGAAGCAAUGGAAAACUUUCACAGGUGGGUCCCACUGGAGGUGUGCUGAAGGCAGGGAUGUGCAUCUCUUUCCUGAGGGAAAAGGACAUGCUGAGGCCACUGCUGAGGCUCUGAAAGGAGCUGAGCUUCUGCAGGAGAGAUGUACUGCCUCAGCACAGGCCGGGAGCACAUCCAGCCACCGCCUUGUCCCGCUUUAAAAUAUCAGCUGGAGCUUGAGCCCCGGGGGGUGAAAUCAGCUGAAUUCCAGGGAACUCUGUCAAGUGACCCCAGAGACAUCCCUGGGGCUGGGGGAUGAGGGUUUUAAAUAGCAAGUUCUAUAGAAUAGAGACCUGUCCUUGUCCCACUGAGCUUCCCUGGACCUCUGCUGGUUCCUGACACAGCUGGUGUUAAAGUGGCAGCUCUGCAUGGGAAUUUCCACUCUCCACGAGGCACUGCCAGGUUAUUCCAGCAGGAAUUCAGCAGGGAAUUUGGGGCUGUGGGUAUAAUUCAUCUGACCUCGCAAAGCUGAUACUGAACCUCAAAUCUGGGCACCACACAGAGAACAAUCUUUGUGCUAAAGCCCCUGGACUGGGAAAUGUCAGCAGCCAAAUGUAUGGAAUGAUCUAAAUCCCAGCAGCCAGCAUCCUCCAGAGGGACAAUCCAAGUGCCAGGGUGGGAGCCCAUGUCCUUCCCCUGCUGCUGGUGGGACAAAUUCCCCUCGGCACAGUUGGCUGGGCGGGAGCUGAGAGCAGGAGGGGCAGGAGCGCAGAUGGGAGAUGAGGCGACUGGAAUGUCACCUGGAUCAGCUGAACACGUUCUGUCCCUGCAAGAGCCAGGAGCCAAAGCAGAUCCCUCCUGGCCGGGAUGGAUGGGAGAUGAGGCUGCUGGAAUGUCACCUGAAUCAGCUGAACACAUUCUUUCUCUACAGAAGCCAGGAGCCAAAGCAGAUCCCUCCUGCUUUGGUGGGCAGCUGCUGGAUCUGCUCUGGGGGAAAACUCCCUGCCCCUGCCAGGAGCGCUGACUCUGCUUUUCCUCCAGCUCCUGAGCAGUGCCAGGGCCACCGUGAGGGAGUUCAAACCCAAAAAAAUCCCACAGCCCACGGAGUGAAUGAUCCCAGCAGAGAAACGCAGCAUUGUAAAUAAAAAACUUAAGAGCUCUGUUAAAAAGCCUAUGACAACACUGUAAUGGGAUUCCCAGGAACCUUCUGGUUUGCUCUUGGAAUGCUCUUGGUUCUGUUUUUAUGUAUUUUUAGUCCCUCAACGGACAGCUUGUAGAAUUUAUUCUGGGAUUUAGAGGUUGAGCAGGGUUGGCUCUGGAUUGACCUUCACCUCUGGUGCCACUUUGUCCAAACACAACUUGGCCAGGCCGGGUGAACUCACAACCUCAGCUUUCCCCUCCAAAAUAUCCCUUACUUAUUUCCCUGCAGACAAACUCAGAUUUUGCCCCAGACUGUCACUCCUCACCUCCCCUUGCCCACACAGUGUCCAUUCUCUUCCCCACAGUGCCCUGGUGACACCAGGGAGGUCCCUUUGCCUUUCUCCUGCUCCUUUCCAGCCCGAGGCCGCUGUGGGGCACAAGAGGGGAAAGGAUCCAGAAAACCUUUCUGCAAUUAAUCAACAAUUAUUUCCAAUUCACCAGUGGGAAGAAUAUGAACUCACGAGGCCUGACAGGUUCCUGCAGUGACAGGUUCCUCAGCGCCUGUCUGCCGAGCUAAGUACAGCAUCUGAAAGGAAAAAACCACAGGAGAAAAAUGUGAUUUAUUUUGCUUCAAAGUUAUUUCAAGUUCUUAAAGCCCAACCAACUUUUGCUGUUGAUUUUGGUUGGGUGAAACAUGAGCACUGGGGAGAGAUCAUGCCAUUGAUGCCAAUGUGCGUGAUGAUUUCUGGGGGCAGAAAAAGUAGAUUAAGCUCACCUUAUGUCAAGCAGUUAUUAAAAAAUAUUUAUAACUGAAACUUACAAAUAAAAGAAACAUAACACCCUUUAA
Messenger RNA from Taeniopygia guttata (zebra finch), 3095 nucleotides. RefSeq lists its product as uncharacterized. The record is from RefSeq and is a predicted model, not a curated record. Lineage: Eukaryota; Metazoa; Chordata; Aves; Passeriformes; Estrildidae.